Molecule: messenger RNA, 459 nt
Organism: Acaulospora morrowiae
Lineage: Eukaryota; Fungi; Glomeromycota; Glomeromycetes; Diversisporales; Acaulosporaceae
Source: the annotation of a GenBank genome assembly
GUCAAGGAAUUUUAUCGUGAACAAGUUUUUUCCAAGUUACCGGAUUUAGUGACUGAUCUUCCUAUCAUAGAAGAGAGCGUUAAUAGCUUACUGGCAUCCCUACGAUUAGAUCUACCUGAUUUUACUCAAAAGAUAUCAGCAAUUCUUACGAGUCGGUGCACGGAAACUCUGCGUCAACAUAUUCGCAGUAUCAUUACACAAUAUCGUCAACCAAAUACAAAACCUCCCACUGAAGCUUCUUAUUUUGUUCCGCACAUUAUUAAGCCGCUCGCAACGUUUUGUGAUGUUAAUAAAUUAAUCCUUAGCGACAACAGACGAAAUGAAUGGUGUUACAGCGUCGGAGAUGCAGUAUCGUCACGUAGCGAUGCUCUGUCUGUCGACGAUCCCGCAACAUUAAUGAGUGAUGAAGACAAGAUUAGAUUACAAAUUUUAUUGGAUGUUAAGCAAUUUGGCACAGAG